Callorhinus ursinus (northern fur seal) is the source of this 6878-nucleotide messenger RNA. RefSeq names its product septin 11 (gene SEPTIN11). The record is from RefSeq and is a predicted model, not a curated record. Gene Ontology annotation, molecular function: GTP binding. Lineage: Eukaryota; Metazoa; Chordata; Mammalia; Carnivora; Otariidae.
GGGAGGGGCGGCGGCGUGGGGGGAGCAGAUGCCGCUGGCUGCGAGCGGGAGCCGGGUCCUAGCAGAGCGCAGCCGCGAGGGAGGCGCGGGGGAGGCGAGCCGGAGCCGGAGCCGGAGCCGGAGCCGGAGCGACAGCCAGUGUUGGCGGAGAGCACCCAGGCGCAGCCGGAGUCGGAGCCGCAGCCGCGAUGGCCGUGGCCGUGGGGAGACCGUCUAAUGAAGAGCUUCGGAACUUGUCCCUUUCUGGACAUGUUGGAUUUGACAGUCUCCCAGACCAGCUGGUCAAUAAGUCUACUUCUCAAGGAUUCUGUUUCAACAUCCUGUGUGUUGGUGAGACGGGCAUUGGCAAAUCCACGUUAAUGGACACUUUAUUCAACACCAAAUUUGAAAGUGACCCAGCUACUCACAAUGAACCAGGUGUCCGAUUAAAAGCCAGAAGUUACGAGCUUCAGGAAAGCAACGUACGGCUGAAGUUAACCAUUGUUGACACCGUGGGAUUUGGAGACCAGAUAAAUAAAGAUGACAGCUAUAAGCCAAUAGUGGAAUAUAUUGAUGCCCAGUUUGAGGCCUACCUGCAAGAGGAAUUGAAGAUCAAACGUUCUCUCUUCAACUACCACGACACCAGGAUCCACGCAUGCCUCUACUUCAUUGCCCCCACCGGCCACUCCCUGAAGUCUCUGGAUCUAGUCACCAUGAAAAAGCUGGACAGCAAGGUGAACAUCAUUCCAAUAAUUGCAAAAGCUGACACCAUUGCCAAAAAUGAACUGCACAAAUUCAAGAGUAAGAUCAUGAGUGAACUGGUCAGCAAUGGAGUCCAGAUAUAUCAGUUCCCCACAGAUGAAGAAACGGUGGCGGAGAUUAAUGCAACAAUGAGCGUCCAUCUCCCAUUUGCAGUGGUCGGCAGCACCGAAGAAGUGAAGAUCGGCAACAAGAUGGCCAAGGCCAGGCAGUACCCCUGGGGUGUGGUGCAGGUUGAGAAUGAAAACCAUUGUGAUUUCGUGAAACUUCGGGAGAUGCUGAUCCGUGUGAACAUGGAAGAUUUGCGAGAGCAGACUCACACCCGCCAUUAUGAAUUGUAUCGGCGCUGUAAGCUCGAGGAGAUGGGUUUCAAGGACACUGACCCUGACAGCAAGCCUUUCAGUCUUCAGGAGACUUACGAAGCGAAAAGAAAUGAAUUUCUGGGAGAACUUCAGAAGAAAGAAGAAGAAAUGAGGCAAAUGUUUGUGAUGAGAGUGAAGGAGAAAGAAGCUGAACUUAAAGAGGCAGAGAAAGAGCUCCAUGAGAAGUUUGACCUCCUGAAGCGGACACACCAAGAAGAGAAGAAGAAAGUGGAAGACAAGAAGAAGGAGCUGGAGGAGGAAGUGAACAGUUUCCAGAAGAAGAAAGCAGCCGCUCAGCUACUACAGUCCCAGGCACAGCAGUCUGGGGCCCAGCAAACCAAGAAAGACAAGGAUAAGAAAAAUGCAAGCUUCACAUAAAGCCUGGCAAGCCAAGGAUGGUCCCGCAUUCACCUGCUUUUGCAGUAAUAUUGUAUCUCUGCCAUCUGUGUCCUUUUGUUUUAUUUUAUUUUAUUUUUUUUUACCCUUCCCCAGACACCAAUAACUAUUAACUCAUUUUGCUGACUAUUGUUGGGUAGUGGAAAAUGAUAGAGCAAGAGAGUAACACCAAAAGCUAUGUGCAGCUGGACUUUGUUUCUGGAAAGCAGAUGAUUGGCCUUUUAUGCCUGUUCGGAGUGGCAGCAGGAAGCAGGCCUGUGGCUUGUAUGUUGCUUUGGACCGAGGGAUGGAGGGUCAAUGGCUCCAUGUCCGUCUGUUGGGAGAACUCACCGCUUCAGCCGCUGAACUAUAACCCCGAAUACCCAGGACAACAGUUUGUUUUUCUUGAUUUCUCAUCUCCAUGGGGGCAGAAGCCCUGAACUCCCUCUGCCUCUUCUCCAUACCUGCCCCAAACCAAGGUAGCUUCCUACGUAGGCAGAAUGGUGGGUCAGCUUUUUAGGACUUUUGCAUUUGUGUGGAUUUUUCAUUAUUAUAAUAACAUUAUUUGACCUGUGUUGUGGUUCUCCUCAGACCGUACCCUCUUACGGCUUUAAAAAUGUGCCUGAACCCCCCUCUCCCCAGUCCUGGCCAAGUUGGACCGUAAUGAGAAAGCUGAUUAUGUUCGCUUCUAUCAGCACAACCUUGACGCUGUCCUAGUCAGCGAUCUUGAACGUCAGGGCAUGUAACAUGGCCUCAUAGAAGCAUCCUCCGCUAAAGAUGGUAGGCUUUCCACAGCCUCCCUACUGCUUACAAUAAGCAUUCUUUCAUACUCUCCAUGGGCAAUGGCCGAUUCUAGGACAUCAGUACUUCUAAUGAUACUUUUCAGUAAUCAUGAGGAGAAAAUUUGUUAUCAACUGUAUAUCAUCUGCAGCCCCAAUUCUGAGAGGGGACCUCAUCGGUUUCCGGUAGGAAUGGGGAGGAAGGUAACACAAACCCACGAGUGGAGAAGGUAGAAGUUCAGCUGACAUCCAGCUUCCUUGCAUAGUCUCCUUCUCAUAUAUGGCAGGAAAGGGAAGAAGAAAUAGAACAGCUAGUCUUUCAAAUCCAGUUGUCUUGAAGGAAUCCUCUCACCUUUUCCCUCACCCCAACUAGCGCUACGAGCCCAUUGCCCCAUCAGCAAGGAUUAGGGCCGACCCAUAGGCCAUGACCCGCACUCCAUACCACAUUUGUGUGGGAGGGGGCGCAUUUCAUCCCUUUUCUGUACUGUUCCUUUGUGAGGCUUACCCUUUCAUCUUCUUGAUUUUUCUCCCCUCUACUAACAAGAGCCUCCCACCUUCUAACUCUGUAGUCUCCUGUUUCUUACCUGAAAGAAUAAUAUUUCUCCUGAACUCCACCUCUCGCUUCCUCCUGGCCUUCACUAGUCAUACAUUAGGUAAAUAGGAUAGAGUAUACUCUGUCUCCCUGACCAACACACGCGUACCUUUUUUUUUUUUUUAAUAAGUCUCUAGUUGAUUCCAAUAAAGUCUUUUUCCCUUCUUUUCAUCCUCAAACCAUACUUUUAGGGGAAACAAGUUAUGGUCUCCCAUGAACUGAUGUGGGCCUAAUUAGGUGAAGUAAAGAUUGUUUCACUGAAGGCCAAACCAGGCUGGGCUAGAACCUGAAGACUGGAAGCCGCAGUGGUGGUAUAAAGACAGGCUUAGGAGCUACUGGACUAAUGUUUUUGUUUUGUUUUGUUUUUUAAUGAUUCUAGUCCAAAGCUAGCUGUGGAGCAGCCAAAUACUAGACGGCAUGCCGAUUUCUAACCGUGGCUGAAUUUGCUCAUACGCUGUGCGCCAGACAAAAGCUUGAAUACUCGUGUUGUAUGCUUGUUCCAACUGCUGCUUGUGUGAGCAUUUUUGUGCCUUGUAACAGAAAAUAUACUUGUAAGUUCAAAAAACGGUCACCUUAAAAUUAUCAUUUUUAAUGCAUCACUAAAGCCUUUUUGACAGUGAGCCUAGCUGCAAAAGGCAUCCAGCUGACUUUUUGAUUCCAAGAUUGUUGAUUGAUUGAUUUUUUUCUCCCCCAUGAAAAUUUUCACAACAAAAUAAACCAUAUGGAGAGUCAGGGAAUAAAAAAUCAAAAGAAAGUUCUAGAAGCUCUUUUUUUUUUUUUAACAUGUUGCUUCUGAACUCUUUUUCUACCCCCCACUCCCUGGCCCUGUUUGGUUUGUUGUUGCUGCCCUUCUCUUCUUUCUGUAUCUGUGCCUUUUUUCACAGUAGUCCUUGGCUCUGCACCGAAUAAAUGAUACCCUCAAAUCUAAUUGGAUGUGCUUUCGCCUUUGCAUGUAAGUACAGUAGUAAGAAAACUUUGAGAUCUUUCUGACUUUUUAAAAUUAGAGAAACAAAUGGGAUAGAUGGGUUCUCCCCCCACCCUUUUUUGGAGGGAGGUAGGGAGGUAUUGGUUUGAGUAGCCUUUGUUUAUUAAGAAAUAAAGAAAACACUAAAUAUAUUUAAAAUGGCCACAUUUGUACCUUUCCCACAAUAAAUACAAAUUCAGCUUUUCCUUGAUACCAAUAUGGGAGUCAGAAAUUGUUGUUCCCAGGCUGCAUUCCACACAGCCUUGUGGGCAUCACUGGAUAUUACAGAGGGUCCUUGGUUCUGACUAUGGAGUAAAGCUAGACUAAGAAACUACCACCUUCCUUUGGAGAAAACCAAGAGGGAAAUAUUUUUUAUGUUAGGUUGCCUUUAUGACUGCUUAAUUUUUUGCUGAUCUUGGUUUAAUUGUCUUUCCCUCCUGCUAACUGCUGGCAGUGAACACACCUUUUUUUUUUUUUUUUUUGCCAGACAGUUCUAGCUGGCCUCUCCCCGUAUCUUCUGUUCAACCAUAAUGACCAUUGCUUCUGGAUUUUAGGUCCCUAUAAUGUUUGUAUGUACAGUAGGAUGAUGGAAAAGCAUUUACGAGAAUUUACUGGCAGUUAGAGACUAUGUUUUCCCAGCUUAGGCUCCUUAUUAAUUGGUCAAAGUUUUGUCCAGAAAGGGCAUCUCAACCAGGGGAACAUUUAAUGUCACAUUGGGCACAGGUUACUUAUUAUCUUCCUUCUCUGCUUUGUAAUCUCACCAGCAAUUACACUUAUUCUUCAUAUCUUGUGCACCUCAAACGAAUGGACUGGGUUUCUUCACUUUCUUGACAUUACCCCUAAGUGUUUCACAUCCAGACUGUUGAAUCUGGGUUUCAGCUGUUAACCAACCCAUGUCAUACUGUGUGUGUGUGGUCCUUCCAAACCGUCCUUUCAGAUCCCUCUGCUUUGCCAUCUGCAAGUGUCUGAAAUUGUCAAUUCUCAGCUUCCAGAAGUCUUGGUUCCACUGACAGGAUACAUAUGUGAUGACUCUUUAGUGGAAAUUAUGACCUACAAAGUCUAGAUUGUAUGUAGGUAUGAAGGGAAUUUUUUAAAUAAAUGAAAAGCUGUGAACAGCAUUAGAACUUUGUCUAUUUCUUAAUUUUAAAAUAUGCUGAUAUGCCUUAAACUGUAGUUGUAGAUCAUUGUCAUUUUGCUGUUUGAAAAUAACCAAUGUGUUUCUAAAAGUGUUGUGUAAUCUACUCUUGGUGUUAAUGCAGAAUUGUCAUAUAUGUAAGCUGCAUGUUAGACACUUGUCUUUUUUAAAAACUAAAAUAAUUGUAUUGAUAUGAAGUCUAUCAUUUUUUUCAAGUGAGGAAGUAAUCACGUAGCCACCUUGCUCAGUAAUUUGGUGUCUGUUAAGGUAGGAGAGCGGUGGACAGGUAAUCUAUGCAUAUAUCACUAGUGCCAAGACACAACGUGGGGGAAAAUAUAUUUUUACCCAAACAAUGUGUGCCCUCUUGUGAGUUCUUUUUAGUCACUGUUUGGUAUGCAUAUGUACAUGUGAUUCUUGUAUUGGAUAAAAGAAAUAGGAAUGAAAGAGUCUCAUGCUUUCCUGCCUUGUCUGGGGGAUUUCAAACGCUCCCAAGUGGGCAGCAGCACCUGCUCCGAGAUCCUUGCCGUGCGGUGUCCUGUACGUCACAUGUGGUCUCUGCCUCCCUUUCUCCCCCAUUCCCACCCCCUCCUGUCCCGACUGUUGUCCCUGGCGCCACCCCACCCCUGGGCCCAGCGGAGGUAGGCACCUCUUGCCCGGCCUCUGGCGUCUGCGCUGCCAGGGCUGCUCACACCUGGCUGUGCUCACGGAAGUCAGCCUUCUAACUGACACACUGCUGUUCUUCCCCAGUUGUUGUAGAAAAGCUCUUUUUUUUUUUUUUUUAACUUUAAGAAUCAAAUUUGAAUCUGAAUCUUUCUUUUUUCUCCUCUGUAGCUUCUUCUUUAUGUAGCCAUCCUGUUGACAAGCCCUACUCCCCCCUAAUGGACAUAGAGCAUUAGAAGAGCAGGAGUGUCUGUUCACGCGUGCUGGGGAAGAGUUACCUCAUUUCCACCAUCGCCUCCUAUUCUUUUAAAGUCCGGGUCAAUUCCUGCCUUGCUGUUUGUAUUUGUCAAUGUCUGUUUACAAACCACUGCCCAUAGUGGUUACUAAGGUGACUUUUCACUACCAAAAACAGUAAUACUUAAUAAUGCUUAAAAGGAAAUUCAGUGAAAGAGAACUUGGGCCAAGACCCAGGGUAGCCAUGUGUUGGGAUCCUCUUGCUUAGCUGUCAUGUUCUUGAAGCUGCGGAUCCGAGAACUCACGGACUGAAGACAGCACAUACCCUACUCUGAGGUGGUCAGCACCUCCAGGGUCCACAAACUCGAUCUCAUGUUAACUCCAGACCUCUCUGUCCCAUGCGUGACAUUCUGAACAGCCCCAUCGGGACCCUCAACCAUCAAUCAGGUCAUAAGAUCUGGGCAACAUUCUCCUUCCUUUUGUUAGUUUUUAUGGGUUGUUUUGGAGUUUGGGAUUUUUUUUUUUUUUUGACUUUUGAUAUUGCAUGAACAGAGAUGGCUACAAUUUUUUUAUUUGGAGUGUUCUAUUGAUGCAAUGUUUUUAUUUUUCAGCUGACCAUCCGCCUCUUGAGAGAGAGAAGUGGGCAUCCUUCCUUUAAAUUCAGGAACCAUUGUUGUUUUAUUUAACUCUUUUUCUGUGACCUGCAUCCCUUAUAUAAGUUGUUUUGGGUUUGGGAUUCUGUUUUGGGGAAAAAAAAUUUUUUUCCAGUUAGCCAGUUCUGUUUUAUGUAUUGGUUACUCAAACUUAGUUUGGUAUCAAAAUUAUGCCAGUUUUAAGUUCAAGAGGAAAUUUAAGUGAAGUUUUAGUCACAGAAUUCUGUUUAAGAAUCUCUCCUCAUCUCAGAUACAACCAAAAAAAUCCCUCUGCUGUCACUGGGGUUUUGACCUAUAAGUCUUAAUCAUGUUUAAAAUGUGUCAGUGUUGGGUAGAGGACUUUUCUGCCUCUAGGACUGAAUUUAUACUUAAAGGUACCUUAAAAA